Oppiella nova is the source of this 690-nucleotide messenger RNA. The record is from the annotation of a GenBank genome assembly. NCBI's taxonomy places the organism in Eukaryota, Metazoa, Arthropoda, Arachnida, Sarcoptiformes, Oppiidae.
AUGAUAGAAAUAAAUGGAUUGAGUGAUGAGUUCCAACUAUUCAGUCAAUGCGAUCGGACAGUUGGGUCGGGAGUGGCCACAUGUCUCAACUACUUCUCUCCCAUCAAAUUUGUGACCGACUUUUUGGGUGGAAAUAAGGAUUCACUUUGUUGUAGUAUAAGUACUGUAGAGUAUUGGGAACACACUCACUUCCGACACAACGCGUGUAUCCAAGGUGUUAGAGAUGCGGCCCAUUUGGCCAAAUCGGCCCAUUUGUGUCCCGAUUCCAUCUCUGAUGACUUAAUCACAACACUCACCGAUUCGACGCUAAAUAGUUAUAUAACAAAGUCUUGCAAAACAUUUAACGCCGGGAAGUGUGUUAUGGAUUCAGUUGGAGAUGUGGUCCAAACAAUUCAAGGAUUCUUUACUCCACAGAAUCAGAAACCAGUUAUUCCUCAGAUCGUUGAUAGCGCUCCUCCACUGUUCACCACAAACAGCCGAACAAAUGUCUAUACGAGUGACAGUGGCAUUCCUUAUGAUAGACAACCCAACCAUAACUAUAACACAGACAAUAGCUUCGUAUUGAAUCCGUUUCGAGAGAUUAUAAACAGAGGAAUCAAUAGAGAGACUGCGAGACCGACAGAGAAUCCCUUAAUUAAUAAAUCAGUUCGCGAUCUCUUUGAUCGACAGUACAUUCCCGAGGCUUCAGAC